AUGGUCGACUACAACGCCUGGAACCCCUUCGCCCGUCGCGAGACUCAUACGCCCCAGUCCAUCACAGCAUACAAGGUCCUGACUCUCCUGACCUGGUUGCUUGCCGUCCUUACCUCGGUCUACUAUACUGUUGAAGAACCUCGGGAUGGCUUCACGAUCAGGAGGAGAAUAUGGGAUCUUAACGACCUAUACCCCACUGGAUUCACCCUAAAUCCCAUUAUUGCGAGCGUCUACUGGAUUCUUCUCUUCCUCUUGCAAGUCGGCUAUAUUAGCCAGCUCUUUUCUAGCGACGCUGCCCGCGUCACUGCCGCCGCCAAUGUCGGCAGCCACUUCAUCCUAAACAAUCUGCUCCACUUCGGAUUCGUGAUGCUCUUCGUCCGCUCCCACUUCAUCUGGGCUGAGGUGGUUCAGGUCAUCAACUUCUUCAACCUCCUGAAUCUGUACUUCCUCCACCGCACCAACCCAAUCCUCAUCCACAUCGCCUCUGCGUCGGGACCUCUGGCCUGGGCCUUCGUUGCUUUGUACUGGAAUGGUGCACUCAUGGUCCGCCAUCCCGAUCACCUUGUCGACAGAGUGUUUGCCAACAUCUUCAUCUGGUCCAUCCCCGUAUUUGGACACUUCUGCUUGUUGAUCUUCAAGGACUACACCAUCGGUUUCUCCCUCAGUAUCCUCUCCGCUGCUCUCGGUGUUGGCCAGUUCUUCCACCGGGUCGUCGCCCUCCAGUGGAUCUUUGCCUUCGUUAGCAUGGCUACCCUCUUCCUCAGCAGCAGCGCUGUCGCUAGUCGUGUCUGGCUUCGACGAGAAGCCCCCCCUCCCGCCGACCAGGAGCGCGCUCCUCUUCUCAACGACGAGAAUUAA
This is a messenger RNA of Scedosporium apiospermum, 858 nucleotides long. RefSeq lists its product as uncharacterized. NCBI's taxonomy places the organism in Eukaryota, Fungi, Ascomycota, Sordariomycetes, Microascales, Microascaceae. The coding region runs from base 1 to 858 and encodes 285 amino acids. The record is from RefSeq and is a predicted model, not a curated record. The transcript is spliced from 4 exons.